Hibiscus syriacus is the source of this 1770-nucleotide messenger RNA. Its product is annotated as galactokinase-like. Bases 109 to 1608 code for a protein of 499 amino acids. Gene Ontology annotation, biological process: galactose metabolic process; carbohydrate phosphorylation. The transcript has 14 exons. The record is from RefSeq and is a predicted model, not a curated record. Gene Ontology annotation, molecular function: galactokinase activity; ATP binding. Lineage: Eukaryota; Viridiplantae; Streptophyta; Magnoliopsida; Malvales; Malvaceae. Gene Ontology annotation, cellular component: cytosol; cytoplasm.
UACCAGUGGUUCAGAAAUUCGUUUGGUUUCUGCGAUUCGGUUUGUUCUUUUCGUAGUGGAAGUGCGUAGAGAAAUCAAUCACUAAGAAAAAACUGCAGACUGACAGCCAUGGCGAAGCACGAAGAGCUACCUGUUCCGGUUUUUUCUUCCCUCGAACCGGUCUAUGGCGAAGGAUCUCAGCUGGAAGAAGCUCAGCUUCGAUUCGGUCAAAUGAAGUCUAAGUUUCUCCAAGUCUUCGGUCAUCCUCCCGAUGUCUUCGCUCGAUCUCCAGGGAGAGUGAACUUAAUUGGAGAACACAUUGACUAUGAAGGAUACUCGGUGUUGCCGAUGGCAAUCAGGCAAGACACGAUUGUGGCAAUCCGAAAGCACAAGGAAGGGGAGACUGACAUGCUUCUAAAACUUGCUAAUGUCAAUGAUAAGUAUGCUACCUGUACUUAUCCUGCUGAUCCUAACCAGGAAAUUGACUUGAAGAAUCAUAAAUGGGGGCACUAUUUCAUAUGUGGGUACAAGGGUUUUUAUGAAUAUUGCAAGUCAAAAGGAGUGGAUGUAGGCGUGCUAGUUGGCCUUGAUGUUCUUGUUGACGGAACAGUUCCUACAGGUUCCGGUCUAUCAAGCUCUGCGGCUUUGGUUUGCUCAAGUACAAUUGCUAUUAUGGCUGCUUUUGGUGUUAACUUCCCAAAGAAAGACAUUGCCCAAGUAACCUGUGAUUGUGAACAAUACGUUGGAACACUAUCAGGUGGAAUGGACCAGGCAAUCUCUGUGAUGGCCAAAAACGGGUUUGCUGAGCUAAUAGAUUUCAACCCUAUUCGAGCAACUGAUGUGCAACUCCCUGCUGGUGGCACAUUCGUGAUAGCCCAUUCAUUGGCAGAAUCUCAAAAGGCUGUAACAGCUGCUAUAAAUUAUAAUAAUAGAGUUGUUGAAUGCCGACUGGCAGCCAUCGUGCUUGGUAUAAAGCAAGGAAUGAAGCCACAAGAGGCAAUAUCAAAAGUCAAAACCCUUUCUGAUGUUGAAGGUUUAUGUGUUAAAUUUGCCGAUGGCCAUGGUUCUAAUGAUCCUGUCCUUGCUGUCAAGGAAUUUUUGAAAGAGGAGCCAUAUGCAGCUGAAGAAGUUGAGAAAAUUACUGAUAAGGCUCUUCCAUCAAUCUUGUGUGAUAAUCCAACUUCUUUGGAUGUGCUAAAAACAGCCAAGCACUUCAAGUUGUAUCAGAGAGCCGCUCACGUGUACUCUGAAGCCAAGCGUGUUUAUGCUUUUAAGGAUGCGGUGGCAUCAAGUUUGAGUGCGGAUGAAAAACUCAAGAAGCUCGGUGAUCUUAUGAACGAAAGCCACCACAGCUGUAGUGUUCUCUAUGAAUGCAGCUGCCCGGAGUUGGAGGAAGUUGUAGAAGUAUGUCGAGACAACGGUGCUUUGGGAGCAAGACUCACCGGAGCUGGAUGGGGUGGUUGUGCCGUGGCCCUGGUAAAAGAGAAUAUCGUACCACAGUUCAUCCUCAAUUUGAAGGAACAAUUCUACCAAUCUAGGAUGGACAAAGGUGUGAUCAACAAGAAUGAUCUUGGUCUCUAUGUUUUCGCUUCGAAGCCUUCGAGUGGUGCAGCUAUUAUCAAACUUUAGUAUGUUUUCUUGACCAUUUUAGCUUGAGAAAUAAAGGACAGCAAAUUUCAAUAGAUUAUUCCCAGAAUUGGACAUUGGUUUUCUUUUUAUUCAGAUCAUUCCCAGACACUGUAAAUGGAUUAUAGAGAUGUUGUGCAUGUAGAAAUUACCUCUUUUCCCUCA